UUUCACGCUACUGCUGAUAGUAGAGUUCAACGAUUUCAGAAACACUCCAACUUUUUCAACGCUAGAGAACUCACCGGUCUCCGUCAUUGUCAGAGUGCAGGUCAACUGGUGCACAGCCUGAUUGUGCUUCACCGCGAACGCCAUCAGAGAGCCGAUAUAGCCGCUCUUCUUGAAGUCAAAUCUGAAACUGAAACUUAUUUGACAGGAGAAAAAGAAAUACACACUUUCCUCUUCCCUCUUCCGAUCAUCGGCAUGUAACAUACUUCUACCUCUGUACUGCUGCUUCACUGUCAACCCCCACCACAUUCACAAUAAGCCCGGCUGGUUGACGAGCAGGGGUGUCUCCAUCUCGGCUACGUUAUCAUAUCUGAUAAUCUGAUCCUUCCCCUCCUCCCGAUCUGCCUCCAGUGGUGAAUAACUUUCGAUUUACUUUGAAAAGAAGGUUCUCAACUAUUCGCUCCGUCCUCGGUCAUCUCUCUCCCAUGAUAACUUGGGUUUAUCAAUACAACCACAAGUUCGCUCUGGUAUCCAACACACUUUCAUCCUCCCUUUCAUGACCAUCACCACAAUCCUCUCACCAUGACAGUCAACGUCUUCUCCGUCCCCGUAUUCUUCGUGGUCUUUCGCGAGACUCUCGAAACCGCCGUCAUCGUUUCGGUCCUCCUCGCCUUCCUCAAACAAACUCUCGAUGGUCCUUCUCGAGACCCAGUCGUCUACAAGAAACUUUUCAAACAAGUUCGUCCUACAUUUCCCUCUUUCGGAAAUAUCUACUGACAAAAGAUUCAGGUCUGGUAUGGAACGGGAUUCGGUCUUUUAAUCUGUCUCGUAAUCGGCGGCGGCCUCAUCGGCGCCUUCUACGGCAUAGGAAAAGACAAAUGGUCCGGCACAGAAUACUACUGGGAAGGCGCAUUCUCCAUCUUCGCCUCGCUGGUAAUUAGUAUCAUCGGCUGGGCUCUCCUCCGCGUCUCCAAAAUGCAAGACAAAUGGCGUGUAAAGCUUGCUAAAGCCCUGGAAGAGAAACCCGUCACCACAGAUGGAAGAAAGGGCGCGUUCAAGAGAUGGUGUGAGAAGUAUGCCAUGUUCAUGCUUCCUUUCAUUACGGUUCUCAGAGAGGGCCUUGAGGCUGUGAUCUUCAUUGCUGGUGUCUCUUUCUCAAGUCCGGCUAGUGCUGUGCCGUGCCCUGUGGUUGUCGGUCUAAUUGCUGGGUUUGCAGUCGGCUAUUUGCUUUAUAAGUAUGUCCUUACCCCGCGAGUAUACACAUCCUUGAAGAAGUGCUAACACAAAACAGAGGAGGAGCCUCAAGCAAACUCCAACUCUUCCUCGUCGUCUCAACCUGCCUCCUCUACCUCGUAGCCGCCGGCCUCUUCUCCAAGGCAAUCUGGUACUUCCAACAACAAGAAUGGAACAAGGUCGUCGGCGGCGACGCGGCCGAAGUCGGUGCCGGUGCGGGAUCCUACGAUAUCGAUCGCUCGGUAUGGCACGUCAACUACGGUAAUCCCGAAUUGAACGGUGGCGGCGGAUGGGGCAUCUUCAACGCCAUCUUUGGAUGGCAGAAUAGCGCUACGUAUGGAAGUGUCAUCUCCUACAACGUCUACUGGAUUGCGGUCAUCACUGGCUUUGUGGUUAUGCGGUACAAGGAGGUUCAUGGACGGUUCCCGUUUGCGAAGAAGAAGAGUGAGGCGGCGGCGCCGUUGGACAGAGCGGGUAGUGAGAGUAGUCUUGAGCAGGGACACAAGGUGGGGAAGACUAGUGCGACCGUGGAGGCGGUGUCGUCGAAGGAGAUUCGGGAAUGAGAAUGAGUUGUUGAUAGGGAGCACCCUACUUUCGAUGAUAGAUUGAGCUUCGCUUGGACGUGAGACUUGGCCUAAAAUUCCU
Hymenoscyphus albidus is the source of this 1875-nucleotide messenger RNA. Lineage: Eukaryota; Fungi; Ascomycota; Leotiomycetes; Helotiales; Helotiaceae. The record is from the annotation of a GenBank genome assembly.